Limanda limanda (common dab) is the source of this 741-nucleotide messenger RNA. Its product is annotated as transmembrane and death domain protein 1-like. The coding region runs from base 1 to 741 and encodes 246 amino acids. The record is from RefSeq and is a predicted model, not a curated record. The transcript is spliced from 5 exons. NCBI's taxonomy places the organism in Eukaryota, Metazoa, Chordata, Actinopteri, Pleuronectiformes, Pleuronectidae.
AUGUCGGGCUUUGAAGUGCAUCGCUACGAGCAACUGGCAGAAGAUCUCGGUUCCCAUCAGCUGCAGCGUCUGGUGGAGCUGCUGACACACCAGGAGUGUGAGGACCUGCUGGUCGCCCUCUCUCACCCGGAGGAGAACAUCUUCCAGCAUCUCGAGCGCCUCUCACCAGAGAAGAACCAGCUGGAUAUCAAACCGCGAUCCAAGAGAGACACGUCUUCCUCUGAUGAUAGCGAGGCUAAGUGCCAAGCGGCCCUGACGGCCUGGCUGCUGAGAUACGGCGAGCGGAUCUACUACGACAAGCUCUCCCGCGCCUUGAUGCACAUCGGCAGGACCGACAUCGCCAUUGAAGUGGGGACGAACGUCAACGAGGACAAAGACUCCAACCUGAAGCGCUACGUGGACGGCUACCACAAGUACGUGAGGUCGCUGGACGUCCCGUCGGUGCAGCCGGACGCAAAACGACCCCGGGCUGCGGGUCGCAAAAGAAAGAGAGCAGUGAAGGAUCUGUCGUGGAGGGACCUGGACCUGCUGGUGGAGGUGUCUCCUGUGCUUCCCUACCUGAAGGGCCCGUUGGACGUGCUCCUGCCCGUCCUGUACGGCGUCCUGCUGGGCUUCGGAGGCAGCCUGCUCGCCGGGGCCGCCAUCAUCCUCAUCUCCCUCCACGUCUCCCGCAGAGCCGCCGCCCCCCCCAACCCCCGGGUCACUGGCAGCUCUUACUCUUACUCCAAGCUCAGGGUCUGA